AUGAUUUCACUUGUGCAGGGAGUUGCGCUGGUAACGGGUGGAGGGAGAGGUUUAGGCAACGCAGUCGCAACCUCUUUCGCACAACACGGAUGUCAAAAGAUUGUCAUUUUGGACGUGCUUCCCAAUGAUAUCAUGGAAACGGCCAAAGGGGAACUUGAAAAGCUUGGAGUCGAGGUAUUGACGCUCGAUUGCGAUGUCUCUGACGAGGCUGCUGUGCAACAGGCUGUUCAAGCUGUAGUUGAUAAAUUUGGUCGUAUCGAUUUUGCUGUCAACUGCGCGGGCAUAAUUGGGCCUCACCAAACAACUGACAGCAUGGACAUUGAUGCCUUCAAUAAGACGAUACGAAUUAAUACAAUCGGCGUGCUUACUUGUAUGAAGUAUCAAAUUCAGCAGAUGAAAUGUCAAGAGCCAAUUAAGCUAGCACAUCGCGAUUCAUCCCAACGUGGUGCGAUUGUGAACUUCGCAUCCGUCAACUCUAUACUUGGGUCACAUAGUAUCGGUGCAUACGCUACAUCCAAGCAUGCCGUUCUUGGCCUCACCAAGACAGCGGCACUCGAAAAUCGGGACAAACAAAUUCGGAUCAAUUGUUUAUCUCCUGGAUACAUCUGGAGUGCGAUUGCAGAGCAGACAAUCAAAAGAAUUCCAGAAUCUGUGGCUAAGUGGAAUGAUAGCCAGAUGCGACAAGGGCGAACCUGCUAUGCAGAUGAGAUUGGUGAUGCGACUGUAGCUCUAUGCAGCCCGUUGUUGAGCAUUGUGAAUGCUCACAACUUAGUAUGCGAUAAUGGUUUCACGCAGACAGCCGAUCGGGGUUAG
This is a messenger RNA of Bipolaris zeicola 26-R-13, 813 nucleotides long. RefSeq lists its product as uncharacterized. The transcript is spliced from 5 exons. The coding region runs from base 1 to 813 and encodes 270 amino acids. Gene Ontology annotation, molecular function: oxidoreductase activity. The record is from RefSeq and is a predicted model, not a curated record. NCBI's taxonomy places the organism in Eukaryota, Fungi, Ascomycota, Dothideomycetes, Pleosporales, Pleosporaceae.